Messenger RNA from Entelurus aequoreus (snake pipefish), 5493 nucleotides. RefSeq names its product spectrin repeat containing, nuclear envelope family member 3 (gene syne3). NCBI's taxonomy places the organism in Eukaryota, Metazoa, Chordata, Actinopteri, Syngnathiformes, Syngnathidae. Gene Ontology annotation, cellular component: cytoplasm; meiotic nuclear membrane microtubule tethering complex; nuclear outer membrane. The coding region runs from base 150 to 3146 and encodes 998 amino acids. Gene Ontology annotation, molecular function: actin filament binding. The record is from RefSeq and is a predicted model, not a curated record. Gene Ontology annotation, biological process: nuclear migration. The transcript is spliced from 17 exons.
GACCUUCUUAUUUACGAGGUGUCUGUGAAUGCGCCACGCCUGCUUUACUUCCUGUCUGCCAUAACUUCACCAAAAACAAAAACACAAAAGGACAACGUUUUGUUCCUUCGUCUGUUUGCCGACAAUAACGACGUGGCCUUGAACCGGCAAUGACGCAGCAAGAGCAGCAGGACUUCAUGGAGAGACUGGAGGAGGCGCUCUCCUGGAUGAAAGCUGUCCAGGAGAAGCUGAGGACAAACGACAACACAGAGGGGCCGUGGGAUGCCCUGGAAAGCCGACUCAGGGAGACAGAGAAAAUCCACCACUCAAUGCAUGAAGGCCAGGUGAAGAUGGACAUGGCACAAGUAGCAGCUGAACAUCUUCUGGAGAUGGGCGAUGAAGAGCUGAGGACAAAUACCCAGGCCAAGCUCAAAGACCUGAAGAGCAAUUGGGAAGAAACAUGUACUUACACCAUCCACUGUCACAGCCGGAUUGAGUGGGUGUGGCUCCACUGGAGUGAAUAUUUAAAGGCCUAUGAGGAGUUCAUGUUGUGGCUGAUGAAGCAGCAAUGCAGUCUGGAUGUGACCUUGGAGCAACAACUGGGCCUGAAGGAGAAGUUGUGGCAGGUCGACCAGCAAAGGGUAAUGGUGAGCGACAUCCGUGGCCAAGCAGCUUUAUUGGAACGGCUGCUGGAUGAAGCUGCCGCGCUGCACAACAGGAUCCAAGACCCUUGUGUGGACCCUCAGACCCAGGAGAGACUGCAGGGGGCCUACAAUGACGUCAGUACCAAGGCUGAGGAGCGUCUGUCGCUGCUCCAGAAGAUCGCCGAGGAGCACCAGACAUACCAAGGCUGCGUUCAGAGGUUUCAGUCCUGGCUGCUGUCCAAAACCAAGGAACUGACAGAUCUGAUGGAGAAAGAAGAUACAACAGAGAACAAACUCCAAGCCUUACGAGCGGUCGAUGAGAGCGUGGCCAGUGAGGAAAAAACCCUGCAACACAUCGAGGGCGUGUCCGAAGCGGUCCGAGUCAACAGCUCCCCCGCUGGAGCGGAGGUGGUAGUGGAGGAGGCUGAAGAGCUCCGGCUGGGUUGGCAGAGACUCAGACAGGGUCUGUGUGAGGCCGAGGACGGCCUGCGCUCCAGUCUGGACGCACGCUGCGACUACACCGCUCGACGCCAGCGACUGGGGGUGGACGUUGGAGGUCUCAGGGUACGACUUCAGGGUCUGGACCAGGACUUGGAGAAGGUGGCUGAUGUUGGGGACGAGGAGGAUUUGACUGAAGAGCUGAUGGUCCGCCGGUGGAGAAAAUACACGGAUGUGAGAAACGGUGUGGCUAUGGAAGAGACCCAAGUGGAGCACCUCAAGUCUCAGCUCAAGGAUCUCUUCAGGUUCUCCGAGGACUCUCGCCACAUCUCUGAUGACGUCCUGGCAGUUGUCAAAGAGCACCAGAGUGUGAAAUGCAAAGCGGCAAGAUUGUGUUCAGAAUCCGAGUGUCUCCUGAGAAACGCACUCCAGGACCCGUUGAUGUCCUUUGGCCAGUGGAGGCAGGCCGUGUCCGAGGUUCUGGAAACUUCUGCUGUGGUCACAGACUUCUCCCACAUUGUCAUGCUGCUUGAAGAAAUUGAACGGCUGUUGAAGGACAGUUUUCAGCUGCAGGAUGUUUUCAAGGGGCUGAAGACAAGGGGGGACUUGUUGGUGUCUGUGUUUGGUCCUGAAAGGUGUGCUGCUCUGCAAAGUGAGCUGACUGCAUCAAUGAAGAACAGAGAACUGCUGCAUGGUGAACUUCUCCAGAGACAAGCCAGACUACAAGCCUCCGUUUCAAGAACUAAGGACUUUGGAGAUGCUUACAUUUUGAUCGGCUCCAAGUUGAGGGGCUUGCGAGACAGGAUGAUGGCAGCUGAAGUGCUCCAGCCUGACAUCCUAGCCAAGAAAAGUCAGUUCGACCAGUUGAAGGCCAUCCAGAAGGACCUGGAAGACUGUGAAGCACACAUCACAUUUCUUGAAACGCUCAUAUCCUCCAGUUCCAGCAACAGGGCUCAGUUUGAAAAAGUCCACGCCGACUGGAAACAGCUUUGCAACACAAUUAGGGUGAAGUUGCAUGAGAGUGAGCAGAGUAUCGAAGAUCACAAAAGCUUCCAUGAGAGUCUACUGAACAUGGAGAAAUGCUUGAUGGUCCUGAAGCAGAAGGUGGAGUCCUUUAGGAGUCCCACAGGAGAAUGGAACAUUGAUGGUCGCAAACACGAGGCUGAGAAAGCACUGGGAGAGUUUCCAGAGAAAGAGUUGCAGCUCCAGCAGAUGGAGGUCCAAUGUCAGAAAGUUCUACAAAGGACUUCGCAGAAAGGAGGAGUCCACAUUGUGGAAGAUAUGAACCGUCUCAAGAAGUCCUGGUUGAACUUGUACGAGAUGAGUGGCAACAUUCACAGGCUGCUGAAUGGAUCCACGGAACAGAUGACUGUUUCUGACAUGUGGGGCAUCAACACUUUAGGCCCCACAGAAAUGGCAGAGGUGGUGGAUGGUGGUCACCAUCCCAAAGGUCACCUCAUACCGCCUAGACAGGAAGAGCUUCCCAAAGAAGUAGCUAGUAUGACCAACGAAGAACGUUCUGACCAAAGCAGAGGAGCUUUUGUGCACUUGAGGCAGAAAGAUGGCGCAAUGGUGAGCAGGGAUCAAUACAAGUCCAAAAGGAAACAGUUUGAGGCUUGGCUCAGCAGAGAGAAUCAACUCCUGUCAGGAAUCCUGAGCACCAAGCGAGGAACCCUGACGAGCAAUCAAGUCCAGAAACAACGAGACACACUAAAGGCUCUGAAGGCAGGAGUGAGUUGGGGUCAAGAUCAGUUCCAGCUUUUGCUGCAGGACAGGAAAGAGAGUCAGGCAGGAUCAGGUCCAGCAGAAGAUGCCAGCUUUGAAGAACUUCGUUAUCGCUGGAUUCUCUACAAGUCCAAACUAAAGGAUGCCCGUGUCCUUCAGAAAAGGCUCAAUUCCAAGAAGCCGAGCUUGAUGCAGCGAGUUUGUCGACUGGCUCUUCCUCUCUGGCUCUUCUUCCUCGCCUUGCUGCUCAUCGCCUUCCUGCUUCCCCUCAUGGACAAAGACCACAGCUGCUCUCUCAGCAACAACUUUGCACGCUCCUUCAACAUGAUGCUGCGCUACUCUGGACCACCGCCUACAUAACACAAAAAUACAUCCAUGACAUAUAUAUCUAUAUCUGCAUCCAUGGCAUAUAUCUGCGCUACAGUAUCAUAUCAUGUAUUUUAUUACAGCCUUACAAAGAUGUGGACUUUAUUUUAAAAGAGAAUAGCAAAAUGUAUUUUAUACUUGAAUUUGUAUUUAAUUGAGUAUUUUAACUAUUUGACUCUCAAACACAGCCUCGUACUGACGUCGUACCGUGUAUUUGGCCGACGUCGCAAAGUAAGUCAUUGUCUUUUAGGUUUGAUUUCUUUUUAUGCAUCAAAACAUUUUAAAGUAACUGGAUGAGGCAAUUCCUGCUGGAAUUGCGUGUGAAUGCUCCAAUGCUGACGUUGAACUGAAAUCCUGGAAUUCUUUUUAGAAUUGUUGAAGUAGAGCACACAAUUCCCAAACAGGCUGAAUAUUUUGAAGUUGGAACAGUUUGAAUCAGAUGACAAAUGGGGGGGGGGGGUUGUUUGAAAAAUGUCCCAUUGAUUUCAACUGGAAUUUCCACCCAAAAUUGGGAAUUUCGGCAAAAGCGGGAAUUUUUUUGAAAAUGGUAAAAAAAAAAAAAGAGUUAAAAUGGUCAAAUCGGUCGAGAAAUGUUGAAGUAGUAACAUUUUAAAUUGAGAAUUGGUAUUAAGGAAUUUCGGGAAAACCGGGGAAUUUUCCAGUUCGAAAAACAACUUCGUUUUUUGUCCUGAUUAAGGGGAAUGUUUGGACGGUGGAACAGUUGAAGUGGGUUGAAAAUGGUGGGAGGAGUAGACGCCACAAAAAAGGGUUUGAAAAAACGGGAAUUCUGGAAAUUUCUGGAAUUCUUUUAAAGUAAAGUUAAAGUACCAAUGAUUGUCACACACACACUAGGUGUGGUGAAAUUUGUCCUCUGCAUUUGACCCAUCCCCUUGUUCACCCCCUGGCAGGUGAGGGGAGCAGUGAGCGGCAGCGGUGGCCGCGCCCGCGAAUCAUUUUUUGUUAUUUAACCCCCAAUUCCAACCCUUGAUGCUGAGUGCCAAGCAGGGAGGUAAUGGGGCCCAUUUUUAUAGUCUUUGUUAUGACUCGGCCGGGGUUUGAACUCACAACCUACCGAUCUCAGGGCGGACACUCUAACCACUAGGCCACUGAGUAGUAAACAGGCUGAAUAUUUUGAAGUUGGAACUUUUUGAAUCAGAUGACAUGGGGGAGUUGUUUGAAAAAUAUCCCAAUUUCCCCCAAAAAUUGGGAAUUUCGGCAAAUGCGGGAAUUUUUUUGAAAAUGGUUAAAAAAAAAAGAAUGAGUUGAAAUGGUUGGUGUUGCAAUUUUUCAAAUCGGUCGAGAAAUGUUGAAGUAGUAACAUUGUAAAUUGAGAAAUGGUAUUAAGGAAUUCCUGGAAUUUUGUGAAAACCGGAAAUUUUUCCAGUUCGAAAAACAACUUUGUUUUUUGUCCUGAUUAAGAGGAAUGUUUGGACGGUGGAACAGUUGAAGUGGCUUGAAAAAUUUCGGGAUCCCCCGGGAGGAGCUAGACGAAGUGGCUGGGGAGAGGAAAAUCUGGGCUUCCCUGCUUAGGCUGCUGCCCCCGCGACCCGACCUCGGAUAAGCGGAAGAAGAUGGAUGGAUGGAUGGAUAGACGCCAGAAAAAAGGGUCAAAAAAGGGGUUUGAAAAAACGGGAAUUCUGGAAAUUCCUGGAAUUCUUUUGAACUUGGAAAAAUAAUAUGUUUUGUCCAGGAUGAGUGGAAUAUAUUGAAAGUGGAAGGGUUUUAAUCGGUUGAAAAAUGUGGAAAUGGCGGAAGUCUGAAAAAUUGCCAAUUUAUUUUGAAUGGGAAAAAUGUCCCGGAAAAACUGGAAUUCUGGGAAAUUUGGGGAAUUUUUGGAAUUUGUCAAAGGGAAAGCCCGCGAUUCCCGAAUAGGCUGAACAGUUUGAAGUUGGAACGGUUUGAAUCGGGUGAAAAAUGUGAAAGAUAGAGCGCGCCAAAAUCUGGAGAAGAAGUUGAAUAAAUGGAUGAAUUUUGGUGCAGAAAACCAUGUGUGAAUGUUUUGGAGCAUUCACACAACAAGGAGAAAACAUGACCAAGUUUUUGCAAACGAAGUAUUUCUUUGUUUUUCUGCCUUGACCUCCUGACCUCAAGUACCACACAUGAAGUACUUUUAUAUUCAUUUCAGGUUUGACAUCAAUAUUGUUGUCCUAGCUUGUGUAGGUUUACUCUUUUGGCUUUGUUUUAAUAAGCGGGCUUGCAAUUCAUGUACUAGUACACACUAUAUAUACUGUAUACUGCUGUAUGUACUAAUAUUUACUACUCGGUGUAUUAUUGUGCUCAACAUUAUUUCAAAUGUCAUUUGCCAAACCAGGAGAAUUGCCAUAAAUGAUGCUUUGUAAAA